CAAAUAAACUGAAGCCGCGGGCUCAGACGCAGCAUCCAGCAGUGCUAUUUUGUUGCUUUCAAAGCAAUGAGUUAACCCCGGGGUUACAUGGAGCCUUCAAACGCUGCACACAGCACUACAGUGCAACAGUCCACAUCACUCAGUCCUCCUGUCCUCGCCUCUCCUCCAUCUCCAAAACUUGGUCUGAGGAACUUCAAGAGAAUCAGCCGCACUGAGGACAGCAGUGUCUUUCCGAUCCCCGGCCUGGCCCCGGACACCCUGCACAUGCGGGUGAGAGAAGGAAGCAAGAUCCGCAAUUUACUGAGGUUUGCAUCAGCUCGCAUGCAAGAAGAGGGAAGAGACAGCAGCGGGAGAGCACUGAGACAGGUGGUCUUCACCGGGUCAGGUAGGGGAGUCACCAAGACCAUCACCUGUGUGGAGAUCCUGAAACGGAAAGUGGCAGGUCUGCAUCAAGUCUCCAAACUCUACUACAAGACGGUCAACGAGGUCUGGGAGGGCCCACAGCAGGGAGCGCCAGGUAUGACCAUGCAGAGGACGAUCCCUGCCAUCUGCAUCCUGCUCUCUAAAGACCCUCUUGAUCCCCAGGAGCCUGGAUACCAAUCCCCACAAAUCCUCAGUCUUUCCACAAAGGACACUGACGGAUGCACAGGUCUGUCCAGGAGUGACCACAGCUCCACCGCACAGGACACGGCCAAGAGACUCCGUAUGGACAUCUGA
This is a messenger RNA of Salarias fasciatus (jewelled blenny), 717 nucleotides long. RefSeq names its product ribonuclease P protein subunit p25-like protein. Gene Ontology annotation, molecular function: RNA binding. Gene Ontology annotation, cellular component: ribonuclease MRP complex. The transcript has a single exon. Gene Ontology annotation, biological process: tRNA 5'-leader removal. The record is from RefSeq and is a predicted model, not a curated record. Bases 88 to 717 code for a protein of 209 amino acids. Lineage: Eukaryota; Metazoa; Chordata; Actinopteri; Blenniiformes; Blenniidae.